GUGAAACUUCUGAUAUAUCGGUAGUGUGGCGCCAAAAAGCUUCAUUGCUGACAAUUUCACGAAUGACCUGAACUGAACAUAUGACAAAUCGAAACGGCACUGAGCUUUGUAUUCUUUCUUCGUGGAAAAAAUCUCGCAUUUCCCGUCCUGAGCUUAUUGUUUUUCGAACGAAGUUUUAACACAAUGAACCCAAGUACACACGAACGUUGGCCAGAAAUUGGCUAGUCCACAUCGGGCCCAUCCUAAGACAAAGUUGUCACCCCUGCUGAUAUGGACUCGUCCAGUACCCGACUGUUUACGUUGCGUCCAUACCAUAGCUGAGAAUGCUGUAAUUUAGUGUAAAGUGAUGAACCAAACUCGAGCCCCCGGCACUAUGGGGAGGGACAGCGGAGGGGGGACCCAGUACAGUCCCUCUCUGUCGCCGGAGUGUCUGCUGAUUAAACAGGAGCUCACCGAAGAAGAUGAUGACGUCUCCUUGGAUAUCUACGGAGAGGAACAGGUGGUAAGCGGCCCGUGUACCCCCACCGACACGGACACCCUGGUCCCCUCCCUGACGGACUCCGGCUUUACCGACGGGCUCCACCUGCAAUGCCUGGAGAGCGUGCUGGACUGGCGCGUGGACAAGCUCUGUCUCACCCCGGAACACCUCGGCAGCUUUCAGUUCAGACCUUGUUCAAUUCAUACUGCGGAUCACUCUGGCUUUGAGGAACACCUGGACCAUAUUUAUCAACACCGUCUGAGUAUUGAAUACAAAUACCAAGUGACGUCAUGCCUAGACAACCAACCCGAGGUCACUCCUGGCAUGCGCGGGCUUUUGAUCAGUUGGUUGACUGGAGUUCAUCAUCAGCUGAACCUUUGGCAAGACACGCUGUUUGUGGCAGUUAAUGUGGUAGAUAGAGUGCUAGAUCUCAUGCAAGCCUCGCGAGACUACCUGCAGCUACUCGGAAUAACCUCGCUAUUGAUCGCCUGUAAAUCAGAAGAAAUACAUCCUCCAGAAAUAAAGGAUCUACUGAGCGGAUGUGACGACAUUUACUCACGUGACCAAGUAAAACAAUUAGAAAGGGUCAUUUUGAAUGCCCUGCGGUUUGAUUUGCUGGUUCCCACCUCCCAGUUUUUCCUUGAAUACUUUUCGUCUUGUGUUAUCAGUAACUACUCUGGCUUCCACGCUGACCGUCUCAGACAGGCGCGGUCCAUGGCACGGUGUCUGCUCGAGCUCUCCCUCCAGGAUUACGAACUGAGUCAAAUCCGCCCCUCCAUGCUGGCCCUCUGUAUGUGGAAGUCCGCGCUGGAGCACGUGAACACGGAUGACGGUAACUUCCUGCCGCCCGGCCUCUUCUUUACGCGCGAGGAUUUCCAACAUGUCUUCCGUGAGGUGAAAAUGUUCUCCGAGAAUCUGCAGCAGAGUUUUCCCGAGAUUGUAAACAUCUGUGAUCAUUACUCCAACAUGUAUAGCCAGGAGUGACGUCAUCCCAGCGUCAGUUGAUGGAAGAAAAUAACAUCUCUUUUUGUAUCCACCUUAUGAAAACCACAGGAACUUGAUCGAUAUUACAUUGUUUUAUCCGUCAUAGGUUUGCGAUCAUUGUUCAGUUCAUCAAAGUGCGUUAUGUUUAAGAUGGUGGGUUGACACAGUCCUACUUAGUUUUGAGGAAUAUUUGGUAAAUUCAAUAUUUUGUUACAAAAAAUUCAGAAAUUAUUAUUCAAUUUAAGAGACUUGACAUUGUUGCACUGAUGUCAAAUGACUUACUAUUAUGAUAUAAAAGUUGUACAAUGCUGUUAUUUACAUUGGUUAUCUGUACAAUUAGUGAUGUACAGCAUAAGAUGUUUUGUAUUAUAAUGCUGUAUUACAAGAUCUGUCUGGUUCAGUGAUGUCUUGUAAUAUAGACCAGGUUGUAUAAUGCUGUAUUACAAGAUCUGUCUGGUUCAGUGAUGUCUUGUAACAUAGACCAGGUUGUAUAAUGCUGUAUUUUCUAAGAUUUCUAAUUGUACAGUUCUGGUUGUACAAUACCUUAUUCUGAUUACAUGGUUGUACAGUCCUAUAUUACGUAAGUUAUGUUUGUACAGUGCUAUAUUACAAAAGGAUUGUGCUACAUGAUAUGGUUGAUCAUAUAACCUCUGACUGUAAACGCUAUAUUGCGCACACUUUUUGCAUGGACAAUGCCGUAUUACAAAGUUCUAUUUUUUUCUCGUUACGAUGUGAUGUCACAUUUUAUGUAAUAAUUAGAAGUUUUGUUAUCAUUAAUGACACAUUUUCAUUCUUACAUUCUACAGUUAUUAUUACAGGAAAACCCUCAGCAAAGGAACAGAAAUUUGAUUUGUAAACCACAGAUCACGUGACUGCGUUUCAUUAUUGUCCCAUACUAGACGAUAACAUUACAAUAAAACUUUAUGUAAACGAG
Messenger RNA from Magallana angulata, 2396 nucleotides. RefSeq names its product cyclin-O-like. The record is from RefSeq and is a predicted model, not a curated record. Gene Ontology annotation, molecular function: cyclin-dependent protein serine/threonine kinase regulator activity. Lineage: Eukaryota; Metazoa; Mollusca; Bivalvia; Ostreida; Ostreidae. The coding region runs from base 347 to 1462 and encodes 371 amino acids. Gene Ontology annotation, cellular component: cytoplasm; nucleus; centrosome. Gene Ontology annotation, biological process: regulation of cyclin-dependent protein serine/threonine kinase activity; mitotic cell cycle phase transition. The transcript is spliced from 5 exons.